This is a messenger RNA of Durio zibethinus, 2040 nucleotides long. RefSeq lists its product as uncharacterized. Lineage: Eukaryota; Viridiplantae; Streptophyta; Magnoliopsida; Malvales; Malvaceae. The record is from RefSeq and is a predicted model, not a curated record.
AUGGAACUUCAACAUUUUAGCCAUAAUCAUCCUCUGGUUUUCAAUGAAGAGCGAAACCUUGAAAGUGAUCAGAAAGUUUAUUGCUCUGGGUGUGAGGAGGAGAUUUCGGGUCCAAUGUUUAGCUGUGUGACAUGCGGGUUUCAUCUUGACAAGAACUGCGCCAUGGCACCUUCCGAGAUAAAUCACCACUUUCAUCGCAACCACAGCCUUCAUCUUUUAUCAAGCUUGCCAUAUGGUGCAGGUACGUGUGUUUGCAAUUUCUGUGACAAAGAUUGCAAGAAGUUUGUUUAUCAUUGUUCUUGUGAUUUAGACCUUCACAUCGGAUGUGCUUUGUUUUUGUAUGACAUUGCUGAAAGAAAAAUUGGAGAUCAGCUUCAAUGGAUUGAAAACAAAGACCCAUCCAUCUCCACUGAGAAUCAUACUGAAAAGCUCAUAAAAGCUAAGUGCUUUGCUUGUUGGAAGCCUUUAUUAGAUUCUGCAUACCUUUCUCUUGAUUCUGGAUUUUGCCUACAUAAAAAAUGUGCUGAGCUACCUCUUGAAACCAAUUAUCCUCGCCACCGCCAACAUUCUCUUUUUUUACAAUUUAAUAGUCAUCUUGUCCCUUGCAAAACAUGCAAAGUAAUCCAAUCCGGGGGAUUGGUUUAUUGCUGUUCAAUUUGCAAUUUUGUCCUUCACAUUGAAUGUGUCUCACAACCACCUAUCAUUGAAGAUACAAGUAGUCAUGAACACCCAUUCACCAGGUUGUUGUUAAGACAAUCCUCAUUCACUUGUGAUGCAUGCGGCGCUUCAGGAAAUUAUGUUUCUUAUAUUUGCUUAACAUGCAGCCUAAUAGUCCAUAAGAAGUGCACUUCAUUGCCACGCAUCAUCAAAAGCAUAUGGCAUCACCAUCCUGUUUUCCACAAAUACUCCGUUGUAGACAAUGAAUGUGGAGCACUGGCAUGUGUGAUUUGUCAUGAGAUCAAUAAAGAGUGUGGCAGUUACUAUUGUUCUGACUGCAAGUUUAUUCUCCAUGUGAAUUGUGCAUUACAAGAUCCUUGGUGGUAUUACAAAAUUGAGUCAAGAGAUGCUUUCGAGAAGCUUAAUCAAAAUGGAGCUGAUAAUGUGGAUCCCAGCUUUUCUGUUAUUAAAGAGAUCAGACAUGGAGAAAAUGUGAUGAAUACAGAGAUGAAACAUUUCAGCCACGAGCACAAUUUAAUACUGCAUGAUGAAGUAAAGGAUCAUAAGUGUUGUGACGGUUGCAGUCAACUGAUCGAGACUUCUUUUUAUGGUUGUUUACAAUGUGAUUUCUUUCUCCACAACUCAUGUGCUGAGUUACCUAGGAAGAAGCAAAUUUGGAUUCAAGUACACCAACAUUCCUUUAACCUUAUUGCAGAUUGUGUUUACAUGUGUGGAUUUUGUAAUUUCGUGUGCAGUGGUUUCUCCUACAAAUGCAAAAUUUGCGACGAUCGUAUCUGCGUUCGAUGUGCUGGACUUUCUCCGGCCUGCACAAGUCAAGGACACAAUCACCCUCUUCUUUUUUACCUCAAGUAUAGUGGGCAGUACUGUAAUGCUUGUGGUGAUAGUAUUGAUAACAAUGUAACAUACAGAUGCAAGGAUUGCGAUUUUAAUGUGCAUUACAGAUGUAUUCUCCUUCCACAAACAGCUUGUCACAAAUGUGAUGAACAUAUUCUCACUCUCACAUGCAAUGAAGAUAAUGAUUAUUCAGAAUAUCAUUACUGUGAUAUUUGUGAAGAAGAAAGAAGCCCCAACAAUUGGUUUUAUUAUUGUGCAGUUUGUGACAAUAAAGCUCAUCCCAAAUGUGUUCUUGGAGAUCACCCAUAUGUCAAGCGUGGGACCAACGUCUUCAUAGAAAGUGAGCAUCCACACUCUCUCGUGUUCGUGCAAAAGGUUUAUCCUUAUCCUGAAUGCUGUAAAUGUGGUCAGCCCUGCUUAGAUCUGGCUCUUGAGUGUGGAGAAACAAGAUGCACCUAUAUUGUCCAUUUCACAUGUGUAGAACAAUAUUCAUACUUUGGUCGAAAGGCAAACCAAAUACGGUUCUAG